Molecule: messenger RNA, 736 nt
Organism: Branchiostoma belcheri (Belcher's lancelet)
Lineage: Eukaryota; Metazoa; Chordata; Leptocardii; Amphioxiformes; Branchiostomatidae
Exons: 4
Coding region: 50-643 (197 amino acids)
Source: RefSeq, a predicted model, not a curated record
CUUACGAUCAUUCUGUGUGGUUCAGCCUACAUGUGGUGACCAGAUCAGAAUGUUGUCCUCCGGUUUUCUCCUGUGCCUCGGUGUUGUUGGGACCUUGGGCCUGCCCACGGUCAUCCCAAACCGCCCUCGGCCGGAUGCCCUGGGUGUGCUCAGUGGUGCCCUGGGUGUGCCCACAGUAAUACCAGGCCGCCCGCCAUGCCAGGAGUCCCAGGGUUCGGAAGGAUGCUGGAAGUACGGAGUGUUCUGUGUGGAGGGAGAAGCCAUUGCCUGGGACGACUGGGGAGACUGUAACAAGUGCUCGUACCAGGGUGAGCUGUACGAGCCUGGCGAGACGUUCAGUACCGGAGCUGAGGACUGUGCCUGUCCGCAGGAGGAUGGGGUAAACUAUGGUGGAACUUACAGGGACCCUGUCUGUACUCUGGUUGCCCCAGUCCCGCCGACUCCCACACCAGUUCUGCCGACCACAGUGUCCAGCUGCCAGCCCUGGUCCCAGGCGUACGGCUGCUGGGUCAUCGGGGGAGCCUGCAUCCACGGACAGGAGGUUCUGUGGACAGACUGGAGCAGAUGUCCCAACUGGUUGAAGAAGAAGGUUGAAAAUAGAGGCUUCAAAGUCAGCAGCAUUGAGACCUUAAAAACAAACUGAAAAGAACAUGUGUACGUGUACGUCCCUCUGAUACAAAUGUGUAUCUUCUAUCAGAACAUUCCCAUUUGUAGGAACGUCAAAAAAUGGACUUAA